Telopea speciosissima is the source of this 945-nucleotide messenger RNA. Its product is annotated as (+)-neomenthol dehydrogenase-like. Gene Ontology annotation, cellular component: membrane. The coding region runs from base 146 to 922 and encodes 258 amino acids. The transcript is spliced from 4 exons. The record is from RefSeq and is a predicted model, not a curated record. NCBI's taxonomy places the organism in Eukaryota, Viridiplantae, Streptophyta, Magnoliopsida, Proteales, Proteaceae.
CGGAAGAUAAACUUUCGUGUUGAUUUACGUUUGCAGGUAUGCAGUGGUCACCGGUGCAAACAAGGGCAUAGGCUUUGAGAUCUCUCGACAGUUAGCCCGUGAAGGUGUUACUGUCAUUUUAACCGCUAGGGAUGAGAAGAGGGGAAUGGAGGCCACAGCAUCACUAAUCAACUCUGGAUUGCCAAAUGUGGUUUUCCACCAGCUAGAUGUUCGAGAUAAUGCCAGUGUGAAUUCUUUAGCCGAAUUUGUGCGAACCCAAUUUGGGAGGCUUGAUAUCUUGGUAAAUAAUGCUGCUGCAAAUGGAGUCAUUGCUGAUGUGGAAGGUCUGAAAGCUUUAAAAAUUGAUACUGAAACCUGGCUCUCUGGCAUGGCAGCCUACUUGGUGGGAGGAGUAAUUCAACAAACUUACGAAAAGGCAGAAGAAUGCUUAGACACUAAUUAUUACGGCUGCAAAAGAGUCACAGAAUCACUUGUCCCGCUUCUUAAUCUUUCAAUAUCAGGAGCAAGGAUUGUUAAUGUGUCUUCCCUUAGGGGAGAGCUAAAGAGAAUUUCGAGUGAAUGGAUAAGAAAUGAGCUAGGGAACAUUGACACACUAACAGAAGAGAAAUUGGAUGAAUUACUACAAAGAUUCUUACAGGAUUUUAAGCAAUGUGCAAUUGAGGCUAAUGGAUGGUCCAUUAUGUUGCCUGCUUAUAGCAUCUCAAAAGCUACAAUUAAUGCAUACACAAGGAUUCUUGCUCAGAAGUACCAAAAAAUGUGCAUAAAUUGUGUCCAUCCAGGCUAUGUCAACACCGAUUUGAAUUGGAAUACAGGACCAAUGACUCUGGAAGAGGGAGCUAAAGGUCCAGUCAUGUUAGCUUUGCUACCAAAUGGAGGCCCUUCAGGUUUCUAUUUUGAUCAGACAGAAAUGUCAGAGUUCUGAUGAUUAUGAUAAGAGUUGGAACU